UUGGCUCAUUGCUGUCAGUUGAUCAGAGCUUGUGAUGAGCGGAAAAUUGGUGUUGCUUAUGCGUUAUUUUGAUUUCGAGCUUACGUUAUCUAGAGCAGUAACGUCUGUUCCAUUUAAAGCAAUAGACCUUGGGGUUAUGACAUUAUUCGAUCAUUGAAUUUGGGAGAUCCAGAGGUAGAUAGAGGCGGAAUAAUGGGCCAACUUGAGUGAACUUAGGUUACCUAAAUUCCAAAACAUAUCUGAAUGUUAUGCGUCAACUAUGUAUCUACAUCGACUAAGCGAUGCUUCAGUAUAAUAAUAAACAAAUAAUAAUAAAAGUAAUAUAUUUAAAUUUAAACAAUACGUCGAAGGACAAACAUAGUCAAAGGUUUAAUUUAUAUAAAACUAUCGCGUGUCAGUGUGUCAAAAGAAAUCUGUCCAUCGUACAAGAUCCAUCAAGCCACGAAUCGUAUCUUUAAAAUAAAGGCAUACCAAACUCAAGUACCCUCUGUAAACGACUCAUACAUCAUUUGAAAUGUGGAUUAACCACUGUCGUCAGGCUGUAAACUGCAAGGAUCUUUUAUUCAGCGAUUUGAUACAAGAGUGCAAAUGUGCUGCACCUGAAGCACGACUCACAUACCAGCUACGUAAUCGAUUGGAGAAAUACAAAAUUGAAAUUCGGAAGGAAAUUGUCUGUAGAACCAAGGAUGGAUGUGCCCCAUUAUUCAUAGCUUGUAAAAGAGGACACGUAGAGAUUGUUGAGUAUCUCAUCACCAUUUGUAAAGCGGACAUUGAGCAACGAGGAAUGUACGAAGUGCCCGAUGAUAGAUCUGUCCACUGCGUAACCCCAUUAUGGUGUGCUGCUGUUUCCGGAAGGCUGCAAGUUAUCAAGUGUCUCGUAGCAUAUGGGGCACAGAUCAAUGCCGUUUCUGAUACAGGAUCCACACCUGUUAGGUCUGCCUGCUUCAUGACCCACUUAGAUAUUGUUAUAUAUUUGGUUAAAAAUGGAGCUGAUAUACUGAGAGCUAACUACAAUGGAGGGACAUGCUUGAUAAAUUCCGUGCAGAGCGUAGAGUUAUGCAAAUUUCUUCUGUGCAAUAAAGCGGAUGUUAACGCCAGAGACAUCCAGAACAAAACUGCCUUACACUAUGCCAUCCAAGAACACAGAUUUGCUACCACCAAACUGUUGUUAGAUCAUAACGCAGACCCUACUCUUUGGUCCCGUUACAACGACGAUGCACUCCAGACGGCCUGCUUAAAGGGAUCUACUCAAAUAUUUGACUACUUAGUUGAACACAUUGCCUAUACACCAGAAAGAUUAGCCGAUGCCAAUGAACUGAUGGGUUCUACGUUUCUGGAUGAGCAUAAUGACUCGCAAACGGCGGUGAAAUACUGGCGGAAGGCCAUGGCGAUAAGAAAUGCACAUAGAGUGGAUGGUGAGCCUCUACCCAAAAGGCCUCUUGUCCCGAAACGGAAGAGUUUUCGUAAUGCUACUGAAUUCAAGACCAUCGAAGAGCUGAAUAGCAUCGCUUUAGACCUCGACGCUAUACGGGUUCAGAGUUUAUUGAUUUGCGAAAGAAUACUCGGACCCUACCAUAAGGAUACUUUGUUCAAGUUAAUGUACAGAGGAGCUUCCUACGCAGAUGCGUUGAGGUAUCAACGAUGCAUAGAUCUGUGGAGGAGAGCACUCGAGAUUAGAGUAGAAAAAGAUUCCAUCCUUUACAGCGAUACUUGUUUGACCGCACAAGCAUUGGUGAGACUUAUGGUUGAUAUAAAUGAGAAGACAGUCGAGUUUGACGACAGAGUACCAGACAAAGAACAACCGAGAUUUAGCGAUGUAGUCGCUAUUUUUCACCUUUUGGCCAAUCCGCUAGCGGAAGCAAGACAGUUGUUAGAUAUUCGUCCGGUACACAAAAGACAGCAGGACAGCUAUGAUCGCAUUCUGAAAUGCGUUACUCAUCUCAUUUACUUGUUCGUUCAAACUGCACAAUCCGAUGAGGAGAGAACAGAGGCAGAACAGCUAGUCUACCACCUCGUAAGGCAAAGCCCGAGAUCCGCAUCCACGGGGGAUUCACUUCUACAUCUUUGCGUAUCGAGGCUGAAUACCAUUAGAUCUAGUUACUUUCCCGCCGAUGAAAUACAGAUGAUAUUUCCACACCUCGGUGUAAUCAGAUUGCUUUUAUUAUGUGGAGCCCACGUCAAUGCAAGGAAUGAGUCCUGGUCAACACCUUUACAUGUAGCCAGCAACGCCUACAAUUUUUUUAAUCCUUUGAUCAAACUACUGCUUGACUACGGCGCUCAUUUAGAUACACCAAACAAAUCUGGUGACACUCCAGCACGUCUGAUAUCUUUGAAUCCUCACAAUAACGUGAAUCUUGUAAAUUAUAUAACUCUCAAAUGUUUGGCUGCUCAGGCUGUUUGCAAAAAUGAUAUCCAAUGUUCAGAACUACCAGUCAUACUCCAUCAGUUCUUAGAAUUUCAUAGAGAAUAAUGCACAAGUUGAAACAUGUAUGUACAAUCUUUUGAUUUUUUUCUACACCCUCCAAAGACAAUGCGCAAGUUUUUAUUUUUUAACAAUUUUCCAUGACUCACACUUUUUAUCAUUAAUAAUAUUAUGAUUUUUUGUUAUUCUUAUUAGUAUUAUUCUUGCCAUUUGAUUUGGUUUAUAUGAGUAUUUAUUCAACAGAGUAUCCGUUUGCACAAUAUAGAUGGUUGGUAAAUCAUCAAAAAGAAUUUUGUUUCUUUUGGUUAGCAUCUACAUUAUAUAUUAAACUCAAAUGAAUGAUAACAUUCAGGAGAGAUUUUACUAGGCAACAGAAUAGUGGCAUCUAUUUAUAGUACUAUAAUAUCCACGUACAACGUAGCGAGCAAUAUUAGUGGAAUCUAUAAUUGAAAAUGUACACAAUUCUAUCAGUAAUACUAUCCACUGGAACGAUGUUAAUCGAUUUGGUCGUUUCAAAAAAUCAGUGAUAAUAUUAAAUGAAUUACGUGUCGUCAGCUGCAGCUGCCAAUAAAAAUUAUUCAUGAGUUAAAAUAUACAUUGUAAUGAUUAACGUUACAGUAUUAGGUAUUAUCGUUAUCAAUAUCAUUAUCAUUAUCAUUAUUAUUAUUAUUAAACGACUUAUAAAAAGUGCACUGAUAUUUUACUAUAAAUACGUUGAAAAUAUAUUGAAUAUAGAUAUUAUGUGUAAUAUAUAAUACCUAAGUAACAUUCAAGUAACUAAUAAUAAAUUCGACAGUUGAUUAGAUAAUAUAUCAUGAUCUUAAAAUGCUGUGUUGGUGAUGAUUGUAAUAAAAAUUAUGUACACAAUAUAAUUUAA
Molecule: messenger RNA, 3299 nt
Organism: Athalia rosae (coleseed sawfly)
Lineage: Eukaryota; Metazoa; Arthropoda; Insecta; Hymenoptera; Athaliidae
Product: protein fem-1 homolog C
Exons: 7
Coding region: 515-2470 (651 amino acids)
Biological process (GO): ubiquitin-dependent protein catabolic process
Cellular component (GO): ubiquitin ligase complex
Molecular function (GO): protein binding
Source: RefSeq, a predicted model, not a curated record